This is a messenger RNA of Suillus subalutaceus, 1419 nucleotides long. RefSeq lists its product as uncharacterized. The coding region runs from base 1 to 1419 and encodes 472 amino acids. The transcript is spliced from 6 exons. The record is from RefSeq and is a predicted model, not a curated record. Lineage: Eukaryota; Fungi; Basidiomycota; Agaricomycetes; Boletales; Suillaceae.
AUGCCUGUAUUAGGAGAUUGGCGUGCCUAUUGCAUUGUAUCUCACAUACCGCGUCCAGUGAAAUACCCCGAAUACGCUGACCUGCCCCCAAAAGAGAAGCAUGCAGCGCAGAAGAAACGAUGGUUCGACAAUAAGAAACAAGACCCAGAAGAAGCGGAAAGGAUAAGAAACAAGAAUGCGGAAAACAAACGGCAUUCAUGCGCACAUCAGUUGCUGCAGAAACAGCAAGGAACUGGUGGCGACUCCACCAGCGAACAGCCUCCUGCAAAGCAACAUGCAGGACCAUCAGAUACCUCAAAUAAUGUAGGAUCGCCUAAGGUUCUAGAUGCUACACUUCCAGUAGGACCGUCCUCUAACACAACAGGACCUGCUCACAGUGCAGGGCCAGCAGAUCCCUUGCAUAUCACAGAGCUGUCUACCGUCCCAGAUGAUAGAACAUCAACUGCACACGUCACAGGACUGUCCAAUGUCGUACACGACCUAAUACCCAUUGAUCCUGUACUCUUAGAUCUACACAAGGCAGAAUCAUGCCAAUAUGCCAAUAUCUCAGUGACAAUGAAUAUGCACAGCACAUGUGAUGCAUGCGCAAUGACCGAACUAUCCUUGGUACCAAACAAUUCCUCCCUCCCUGAAAAUGACCCUAUACCCCCCUCACCUUUAUGUUGUCUUUCCGUCAACAACGACUUGGCUUCUCACAUGCUUGGGUCUGAAGUGCCCAAAGAAUCAGAGACCAUUCAAUGGUCUGAUGGGAGCAUCACAGUGGUGCCAUGUAUUUUGAAGGAUGGGGUAAAUCUAUGCUGGGAUGAUGUGAACACGGUCAAGAAUUUCGCUAAGCUUCCAGAAUCCCGUCCGGGGUCAGAAUACGUCGAACAUGUACAUUCCCCUAAUGGGUGCUCGAAACCAGCAGAGUUACGCAAGCUAAUCAUGGCAACACUUCGCAAAAAUAGAGCUAUUGUUAUCCGAGAAAUGGAAACUCCCGAGCAUGCGACACUCAAUGUAGACUAUCUGGAAGAUCACUACGGCGUGUCACCAUACAUGUGUGUUGUAAUACACGAUGUCGAAGAAUGCACGAAGGACUAUUCAAACCCGUACAAGGCCGGCACCAUCGAACAGUUCAUUGGCGACAUUCACGAUCCUUCCAAGAUUCAAUGCGUGCUCGACGUGCCAUCCGCACAAGGGGGUCUCCCACCGUUCUUGAGAUGGAAUCAAACGACAAAUGACUGCCCCGUUGGCGAUCAAGUCCACCCUGAUAACUUCACCAUAAGGGGGUGGUCGCUGUUCCAUCAUGGCAGAUUUCUCACUUAUCCUCAUUACGACUCAGAUGGCAGCGCCACAUGUCAAACGUUAAUGUUUGCCGCAAGUGCUCGACAAAUGCUCACCACUGGUUGGAAACAGCUAGCCAGAGGCUCUGCUUCAUAA